This is a messenger RNA of Raphanus sativus (radish), 834 nucleotides long. RefSeq lists its product as uncharacterized. The record is from RefSeq and is a predicted model, not a curated record. NCBI's taxonomy places the organism in Eukaryota, Viridiplantae, Streptophyta, Magnoliopsida, Brassicales, Brassicaceae. The transcript has a single exon. The coding region runs from base 1 to 834 and encodes 277 amino acids.
AUGGAUUCUCUAAUUGAACACCUACGAGGAAUGGAAAACAAAAUUGCUAACCUUGCAACUACUCUAAAAAGAGAGGCAGGUCGUCUUCCUGGAAGGACCGAUGCUAAUCCUGGAGCAAAACGCCAGACAUAUGCCGUAAUGUUACGAAGCGGAAAACACCUUGAAACGAAUCCCAGAGAAGAUGCCAGCAAUAAAAAAUUCAUCGAUAACGCGGGAAAAAGCAAUUCCAACCCCAUAGAACUUCUCGACAAUUUCUCCGACUCAGGAACAUCAGAACAAAGGAAAAACUCUUCAAAUAAAAAGAAUCAGGGGAAGACUAUAGAAUUAGACAAAGAGAAUCCCGAUGCCGAAUUCGAAAUCGACCAUCUGGACGAACCAAAUGUCGAUCGAUCCUCUGGGAAGGAAAACGAUCGACCGUCUAGCGGCACCGGCGAUGGCAAUACGCAAUCUACCGGGACUGAAAGAGUCUAUAGAACUCCUCCCCCAUUUCCUCCAAACAAACCACAAACAAAGAAAGCAUUGGAACAUGCAAUCUGCAAAAAGGCUUUUGAUAAAAUCAUUCUCGAGAUGUCCCUCAGUGACGCUCUUAAGAUAGCCCCCUCGGUGAAAAAGUACGUAAAAGAUAUGAUAUCCUCGAGUGGAGAACAAAGCGUCAUGCUGGUGUCAGAGGAAGUAAGUGCGAUGAUACAAGGAGAAACUUCAAUUAAAAGGUCUGACCCUGGUAGUUUUGUCCUAGAUUGUAAGAUACAAAACGCACGUUUUCCUCGAUCUCUUUGUGAUAUUGGCUCUAGUGUAAACCUCAUGCCACACUGUGGCAGUUUCACUAGGUUAUGA